Molecule: messenger RNA, 1230 nt
Organism: Erigeron canadensis
Lineage: Eukaryota; Viridiplantae; Streptophyta; Magnoliopsida; Asterales; Asteraceae
Product: probable xyloglucan endotransglucosylase/hydrolase protein B
Exons: 4
Coding region: 122-997 (291 amino acids)
Biological process (GO): xyloglucan metabolic process; cell wall biogenesis
Cellular component (GO): cell wall; apoplast
Molecular function (GO): hydrolase activity, hydrolyzing O-glycosyl compounds; xyloglucan:xyloglucosyl transferase activity
Source: RefSeq, a predicted model, not a curated record
AAAUCUAUAUAUAUAUGCACACUCCCCUGACUCCAUUUAUCCAUCCCAGUAGUAGCUGUAUCCAUCCAUCCAUCCAUCACUCAAAACUCUUUUUAAGAAAAUUAAGAAACAAGUCAAAAAGAUGAGGUUGUUAUGGGUGUGUCUGUGUGUGUUAACAAUGGUGAAUGUGGCCAUGGGUGCAGCUCCAAGAAAGGCAGUAGCUGUGCCUUUUGGUAGGAACUAUGUGCCCACCUGGGCAUUUGACCAUAUCAAAUACUUCAAUGGUGGUUCAGAGAUUCAGUUGCUUCUGGAUAACUAUACUGGAACUGGGUUCCAGUCUAAGGGAUCUUAUCUGUUUGGCCAUUUUAGUAUGCAGAUUAAAAUGGUUCCUGGUGAUUCUGCUGGAACUGUCACUGCCUUUUAUCUUUCAUCUCAAAACUCGGAGCAUGAUGAGAUAGAUUUUGAGUUCUUGGGGAACAGAACAGGGCAGCCUUACAUUUUACAGACCAAUGUGUUCACCGGCGGCAAAGGUGACAGGGAACAACGUAUCUAUCUUUGGUUUGACCCAACUAAAGCUUACCACUCCUACUCUGUUCUUUGGAAUAUGUACCAGAUUGUGUUUUUUGUGGAUGAUAUACCAAUCAGGGUAUUCAAGAAUAGUAAAGAUUUAGGGGUAAGAUUUCCAUUUAACCAACCAAUGAAAAUCUACUCAAGCUUAUGGAACGCUGAUGACUGGGCAACAAGGGGUGGAUUAGAGAAGACCGAUUGGUCAAAGGCACCAUUCAUCGCCGCAUACAAAAACUUCCACGUGGACGGCUGUGAAUCAUCUGUGAAUGCUAAGUUUUGUGCAACCCAAGGCAAAAAAUGGUGGGACCAAAAGGAAUUCCAAGAUCUUGAUGCUUAUCAAUGGAGACGUCUCCGAUGGGUUAGAAAGAAGUUCACUAUCUACAACUAUUGUACUGACCGGAAAAGGUUCCCGACAAUGGCACCGGAAUGCAAGAGAGACCGUGACGUCUAAGUUCUUGUGUAUGUAUGAUGUAUAAAUGGGUAAACGGAGAGCGAUUCCAGUUCAAGCUAUCGGAAAAUGUUGUUGGACCCUUAUAUUUAUAUCAUUUAAUUUGAGUCUUAUUAUAUAUAUGUUUAUGUGUAAUGGGCCAAAUUCUAAGAUUGGAGUUAUACAUUAUUACGAUGAAAUCCACCAUCCCAUGUUACAAUCUUAUGAUAUAUGUAAUCCUAUGAAGUCAUUGCUCA